AUGGUUGCUCUACCCACUUAUCAUCCCAUCCCAACGGAUGAGAAAUACUCGGAUGAUCCUCGACAGCAAUCGGAUGAGUUUGAUUCGAAAGUCUAUCAUCCCGCAUCGAUCGGUUUGAUCGUUGGUCAACCUGAACAAGCGAAGAACCACAGAAACGUAUCGAAGAUUAGAAAAGCUUUACUAGCUUUGAUCGUCUUCUACUUCAGUUUCGUCACCAUUACCAAACUCGGCAAACACGUUAGUGGUCGACGGGGACAUGGCCACAAACAUGAACAUGGAGAGUUUAAAGACGUAGGUUCAAUCAACGACCAUACUUACUCUCAUGACCAUGAUGCUUGGUCUGAAGUCAGACCUUGUAACGGGAUGAAAGACACCCAAAAGGAAGAAUUCACUAUCAUCCCCACCGCGUAUGGCGAUGCUAUGAACAUCGAAGAUGAACAAAGAACGGCCAAUGCAUCAUUCGCUAUUCCCUUCAACAAGAAAAAUGCCUUCAACAUCAACUUCAAUGGUCUCCAUGGAAACGUCAUCGUUUCCAGAAGUGAUGUUUCGUCACAAGGAGAACGACAUGCCCCCACGGCGGUCAUCGUUGAGUCCACUUUCGAGAACGACGUUCAAGGUGUCGAGAUGAAGCACAACGAAUGGGCAAACGAGUUGACCAUCAACUCCGAAGACUUGGCCGAACACGUUGUUCACAUAAUCCUCCCUGCUCGAAAAAACAAAAUUUCGUCUUUGUCGGUCACUUCAACCAAAACACUCAACUUUGUCCUCGACUCUUCCGCUCAAGACGUGGUUUUCAAACACCUUUCUCUUAAAUCAGAAUCAGGUGAUAUCAACGUUCCCGCUCUCAAGGGAGGUAAGGUUGAAUUGGAAACCACCACCGGUGCUGUUGGCGGAACUUACAAUGUCUCCAAAGCUUUGAUUCUGAAAACUAUCACUGGUGAUAUUAAAGCUGGAGUUCAUGUUCUUCCUCCCUGGAAUGGUCCUCACCAUCGUCCACCUCACAAGAACGAGUCUGCUAUCGAUCGUCCAGAGCACAAAUUCAAGCAUGAUGAUCAUCAUCAUCACCAAGAGGAGAAACACGAGCACAAGCAUAAAGGACAACGGCAUGAUCAUCACAAAUCUCCUAAAAGUCGAUCAUGGCUCGCUUCACUUUUCUCCAAGAGACCCGAACACCCUCAUCAUGGCCCUGAACCUGUAUUUAUCGGUGCUUUCUCCACGACUGGUUCAGUCAAUCUCACUAUCUUAUCUCAAGGUAAUUAUACUUCUUCAGUUAUCAGAUCUUUCACUAAAACCAACAACGUAUCGAUCCAACACGCCGAGAACUUUAGAGGAUUCUACCGAAUCGGUACUUUCGUUGGCGAGUACGAAGUUGAGGUGCCUGAGAAAUACAAGACUCAACACGUGCUAAAAGAAGGUACCUCCGAAACUGGCGGAUUCCAAGAAGGUUUAGUAGGUUUCAAAAGACCUCAUGGUCAAGAACCCCCUAAGAGGAAGGAACCCCCUUCAAAAGGGAAGAGAGACGAGAUCGAGGACGAGAUCGAGGUAGACUGGUUAGAUAUCGCAGAGGAUGGGCCUCAAGGUCCACCUCAUAAAGGUCAUAAAGGUCAUAAAGGUCCUCAAGGCCCACCUUCCCCACCACACAAAGGUCCAGGAGGUCCUCCACACCCACCACACAAAGGUCCAGGAGGUCCUCCUCACCCUCCUCACAGAGGUCCAGGUGGCCCUCAUCAUCCACCUCCCCCACCUCCUGGUCACUCAAGAGUAUUUGCUCACACCGAUAUCGGUAGUGUUCAAGUCAUCCUCUAA
Messenger RNA from Kwoniella shivajii, 1806 nucleotides. RefSeq lists its product as uncharacterized. The record is from RefSeq and is a predicted model, not a curated record. Lineage: Eukaryota; Fungi; Basidiomycota; Tremellomycetes; Tremellales; Cryptococcaceae. The coding region runs from base 1 to 1806 and encodes 601 amino acids. The transcript is spliced from 4 exons.